Molecule: messenger RNA, 2214 nt
Organism: Phragmites australis (common reed)
Lineage: Eukaryota; Viridiplantae; Streptophyta; Magnoliopsida; Poales; Poaceae
Product: cationic amino acid transporter 6, chloroplastic-like
Exons: 5
Coding region: 267-2078 (603 amino acids)
Biological process (GO): amino acid transport; transmembrane transport
Cellular component (GO): plasma membrane
Molecular function (GO): amino acid transmembrane transporter activity
Source: RefSeq, a predicted model, not a curated record
AGAAAGAAUCUACUAUCGACGUUGUAAGCUGGCCCCUGAACACUUGGUUGCUCGGAGCAGAGAGCAGCGUGUCCCUCUGCCUGCACUCUCAUUUACCGUUGCAGCUCACCAGCGGGGGCGGGAGUGCACGCCAUGACGCCACCUCCUCUCUCCUCGCCUCUUUAUAUGCCGAACCCUCCCUCGCCUGGCCACGCCACGCCACGCCUCGCCUCCUCUUCCGUUUCUUCUGCAAACCCCUGCUCAGCCCCCACCGCCUCUGUUCUUGGAUGGGCAGGACGGCCAUGGACAAGGGCGCGCUGGUGUCGGAGCACGGGAGCGGCGGCGGCGGCAGCUCGUUCGCGAGCCUGCGCGCGUACGGGCGUGCGCUGGCGCAGACCCCGCGGCGGGUGGCGCGGCGGGCGUGCGCGGCGACGACGCCGGGCGAGGAGAUGAGCCGAGUGCGCGCGCGGUCCGGUGCCGACAUGGCGCGCGCGCUGCGGUGGUGGGACCUCGUCGGCCUCGGCCUCGGCGGCAUGGUCGGCGCCGGGGUCUUCGUCACCACGGGCAGCGCCACCAGGCUGUACGCGGGGCCCGGAGUCGUCGUCUCCUACGCCAUUGCGGGGCUCUGCGCGCUGCUCUCCGCCUUCUGCUACACCGAGUUCGCCGUCGACAUGCCCGUCGCCGGCGGCGCCUUCAGCUACCUCCGCGUCACCUUCGGGGAGUUCGCGGCGUUCCUGGCGGGGGCGAACCUGAUCAUGGAGUACGUCUUCUCCAACGCCGCCGUGGCGCGCAGCUUCACGGCGUACCUCGGCACGGCGGUCGGCGUGGACGCGCCCAGCAGGUGGCGGAUCGUCGUGCCGGACCUGCCCGGAGGGUUCAACGAGGUCGACCUCGUCGCCGUCGGAGUCAUCCUCCUCGUCUCCGUCUGCAUUUGCUACAGCACCAAGGAGAGCUCGGUGGUGAACAUGGUCCUGACGGCCGUGCACGUGAUCUUCAUCUUGUUCAUCAUCGUCAUGGGCUUCGUGCACGGUGAUGCGCGCAACCUGACGCGCCCCGCCGACCCGGCGCAGCACCCGGGCGGCUUCUUCCCUCACGGCCCCGGCGGCGUGUUCAACGGCGCCGCCAUGGUGUACGUGAGCUACAUCGGCUACGACGCCGUGUCCACCAUGGCCGAGGAGGUGGAGCGGCCCGCGCGCGACAUCCCCGUCGGCGUCUCAGGCUCCGUCGUCAUCGUCGCGGUGCUCUACUGCCUCAUGGCCGUGUCCAUGUCCAUGCUGCUCCCCUACGACGCGAUCGACCCGGAGGCGCCGUUCUCGGGGGCAUUCAAGGGGCGCGACGGGUGGGUGUCCAACGUGAUCGGCGCAGGGGCGAGCCUCGGCAUCCUGACAUCGCUGAUGGUGGCGAUGAUGGGACAGGCUAGGUACCUAUGCGUCAUCGGUCGGUCCGGCAUCAUGCCUGCUUGGCUCGCUAGGGUGCACCCAAAGACAGCCACCCCUGUCAACGCCUCUGCUUUUCUCGGGCUCUUCACGGCGGCGCUGGCGCUGUUCACGGACCUGGACAUCCUCAUCAACCUCGUCUGCAUCGGCACGCUCUUCGUCUUCUACAUGGUGGCCAACGCCGUCGUGUACCACCGCUACGUGGGCUCUGGCGGCGAGCAGGGGCGGCGCGGCGGCGCCUGGCCAACGCUCGUGUUCCUCCUUGCCUUCUCUCUGGUCGCGCUCUCCUUCACACUGGUGUGGAAGCUAGCGCCGCAUGACGGCGACGGUAGCGUCGGCAGUGUCAGGACGGGGCUCCUCACGGCGUGCGCGGUGCUCGCGGUGGCAACGGUCGGCGCAUUCCAGGCGCUUGUGCCGCAGGCGCACACUCCCGAGCUGUGGGGCGUGCCGGGCAUGCCGUGGGUGCCCGCGGCGUCCGUGUUCCUCAACGUCUUCCUUCUCGGCUCGUUGAACCGGUCGUCCUACGUCCGGUUUGGCUUCUUCUCGGUCGCCGCCGUGCUGGUUUACGUGCUCUACAGCGUGCACGCCAGCUACGACGCCGAGGAGAGCUGUGCCGCUCUCGACGGCGACGCCAAGGUGCAGGAUGAAGGAUGCGAGGUGUAGGAGGGUGGCGGCUGCCUGGCUAACGCCAUAGAGACAACUAAUGAAAAGUCAAGUUAAAUUGUGUCUUAGUUAUUGAUAAUAUUGGAUUUGGAAUAAUUUUGGUUGAUAUGAGCUUAUUUGUGUAUGAUCUUGUUUA